UUUGCAUCGACGAAAACAAAUUUUGCAAAAAACCAUAAACAAAACCUGUGAGUGGAAAAUGAAGCUAUUUUAGUGGAUUAUCGCUGAUACGGAAUCGGAUUACAGCAUGCCCGUUUGCGUGCUCUGCUUGGUUUGCUCUGAUGGCGGCUACCCGCUGUUGUCUGCCGAGGGGGUCCGGCUAAACAUUAAGGGGACCAUCAACAAACACUUUUCGUUUUUCGAGGUGCUCACUGCUGGCGGUGAUGCCGCGGUAUGCCGAGAAUGCUGGCAGUGCGUCAGCAGCUUCGAUGAGCUCCACCAGCGUGUCUCCAGGCUGCACCAACAGCCAGGCGGAGGUGACUCCAAAAGCGUGGCUAUUGAGUUCUGUGGGGAAACGGAAGAGGCCAUCAAUCCGCUGUUUGCCGUUGAACUGGAUGCCCUGGCUGAGGGCUUCUUCGCCCCCAAUGAAGUGAAGGUGGAGGUCAACGAGCUGGAACCUCUGCCUAAGGUGGAGCUCCUCGAGGACCCAGUUAAUACGGAAAGGAAAACCGGCGCCACCAAGCGCCUUGGUUCCCAAGCCGAAGGUCUAUCCCAGCCCAAGCGUCGCAUUAAAAACGAAAAAAUUUUAGACAGUGAUUCGGAUGUGCCUCUGGCAAAGUUUGUGGGUGCAGAGAUAAAGUCCGGCGCCAACGGAUCUGCAAAGAACAACGAACAGGGCAAGGGACAGCCGCUGCGAAGGAGUACGAGACGUGGUCGCCCACCAAAGGUCAAGCCAGAAGAUCUGGCGUCUCCCAAAAAAGAACUUGAAUCGGAUGAAGAUGACCACGACGAAAUUGGCAAUGAUAGGGAAUUCGUGGCCGCUGAAGCCGUCUUGGGCACUGACGACAGCUCCAGUUCAUCCAGCGAAAGCAGUGACGACGACUCGGACAACAGCCUGCCGGACUUUGAGCCGGAGGAGCGGUAUGCCGAGAUACCCAAGCGCGUCGUUGUGAAGCCGAAAAAGUACCGGAAACGCGAGAAACCUUUGAUCCCACCAGUUCGCAUGAGUCGCGAUGAGAUCGAGCGACGAAAACAGGUGCAGGACGAGUACGAUGAGAUUAUUUUGCAGUUCUUCAAGAAGUUCCCCUGUCACAUCUGCAACCUCCUCGUGCAGAAUUUUGCGGAUAUGCGACGCCAUCAACGAGUUUCCCACAACAUCGAAUAUGGUUACAUGCAGUGCUGCGGGAGAAAGUUCCACAUACGUAAGGGUCUGGCGGAGCAUGUAUUGGUCCACAAAAAUCCGGAACAUUUUAUGUGCUCGCACUGCGGCCGGGUCUUCCAGGACUCUCGCUCUCUGGACGUCCACGAGCAGACGCACGCGAACUCGAAGGUGAAGACAGAGCCGAAGGAGAAGCGGUUAUUCCCAUGCGAAAAGUGCUCUAAGACUUUUACCUCCAAGGCGGCCAUAGAGUAUCACUAUGUGUCCAAGCACGUGCCCAAGUCCGAGUUCAAAUACAGCUGUCCAGAGUGUAACAAGAAGAUUCCCACGGAACGCAAGCUAAAGGAGCAUCUGCGAUACAUGCACGACCCAGAAACGGCCAUCAUUUGCGAUAAGUGCGGCAAGAAGUUGCGUUCCCAAGCGAAUCUCAAGAAGCACCACGAACUGGAACAUUCCGAGGAGCCACGUCCGAAGCCCGAUCCCGUGCAAUGCGAGAUCUGCGGCACCUGGCUGCGACACCUCUCUGGGCUGAAGCAGCAUAUGAACACGGUGCACGAGCCGCCGGGCAAUGAGCACCGCUGUCCCAUAUGCAACAAGACGUCCACCAACUCCAGAGCCCUCAAGCGUCACAUCUACCACAACCACCAGUGUGAGCGUAAGUUCAAGUGUGGGAUGUGCGAGAAGGCCUUUAAGCGACCGCAGGAUCUAAGGGAACACACGUCCACUCACACUGGUGAGGUGCUCUACACCUGCCCCAACUGUCCCAUGACGUUCUUUUCCAACGCCAACAUGUACAAGCAUCGCCAGCGGCUUCAUCGCGCCGAGUGGGAGGCGGACCGAAAGAAGCCGCUGCCGCCGAACAUCAUGAAGAUAUCGCAGGGCGCCACCACGGCGAUGAAGAAGCGGCAGACCAGCAGCACCCUGUUCCCACAGUCGGAACAGAAGCAAUAGCAUUUGCACAUU
Molecule: messenger RNA, 2140 nt
Organism: Drosophila serrata
Lineage: Eukaryota; Metazoa; Arthropoda; Insecta; Diptera; Drosophilidae
Biological process (GO): regulation of transcription by RNA polymerase II
Cellular component (GO): nucleus
Molecular function (GO): zinc ion binding; DNA-binding transcription factor activity, RNA polymerase II-specific; RNA polymerase II transcription regulatory region sequence-specific DNA binding
Source: RefSeq, a predicted model, not a curated record